Amphibalanus amphitrite is the source of this 1884-nucleotide messenger RNA. Its product is annotated as dehydrogenase/reductase SDR family member 7-like. Bases 211 to 1185 code for a protein of 324 amino acids. Gene Ontology annotation, molecular function: oxidoreductase activity. The record is from RefSeq and is a predicted model, not a curated record. Lineage: Eukaryota; Metazoa; Arthropoda; Thecostraca; Balanomorpha; Balanidae. The transcript has 2 exons.
CUUAUAACAUAGGUACACAAAAUAACACAGUGUCAGUGUGAUAUACAUAGACCAAACAUAGACUUUCUGUGAAGAGCUUUCAGUCUUUUCAGUAAUAUUUUUUAUUACUGUGUACUAGUUUGGUAGGUAUGUACCUACUAUCGGAAUUGAUUUCACAAUUCUGCUGUUAAAUUGAAUACCAUAAGAAGAUAGAAGGGCAGACUACACGAGAUGAUGCUGUGGCCUGUUGCUGUAUGUUUACUGCUGCUGCUGCUACUGUUCCUGCUGUGCGACUGUGACCCAGUGCUGGCUGUGCUGUCGGCACUGGGCCGUGGUAGGCCGGCUCUGCGCGAUCGCGUCAUCUGGCUAACGGGAGCCUCCAGCGGGAUCGGCGAGGCGCUGGCCGUGGAGCUGGCCGCCUGUGGCGCGCGGCUGGCACUCUCCGCCCGGCGGCCGGCCGAGCUAGAGCGCGUGCGCCGCAGGUGUCUGGAGGCGGGCGCUGCGGCCGACCAGGUGCUGGUGCUGCCACUGGACGUGACCGAGUUUGAGCAGCACCGGCCGGCGCUGGACCGGCUGCUGGCGCACUUUGGCCGGCUCGAUGUGCUGGUAAACAACGCCGGCCGGAGCCAGCGGUGCGCCUGGGCCGACACGCGGCCGGCCGUCGACCGGCAGCUGUUCGAGCUGAACGUGUUCGCGCCGGUGGAGCUGACGCGCGUGGCGCUGCCGGAGCUGGUGUCGCGCCGCGGCGGCCAGGUGGUGGUCAUGUCCUCCACGGCUGGCACCUGCCCGGCGCCCUGCUCCGGCUCCUACACCGGCUCCAAGCACGCGCUGCAUGGCUUUUUCGGCGCGCUGCGCUCCGAGCUGUCGGCGGCGGGUCUGCGCGUGACGCUGCUGUGCCCGGGGCCGACGUUUUCGGACCUUCUGCGCAGCGCGUUUGUCGCCGAGCCGGGCCAAGUGUUUGGCGGCGAGAUGUCCGCCUCCGACCGGCGCAUGACCGCCGAGCGCUGCGCUCGGCUCUGCGCAGUGGCCAUCGGCGCCCAGCUGGCCGAGGCCUGGAUUGCCAUCCAGCCUAUUCUGCUCUUCCAGUACUUGAACCACUACACGCCGUGGCUCAUCAACUUUGUGUUCCAGCUGACGGGCGCGCGUCUGGCCAUGCAGCUGAGAGACAGUCGCAACUCGGUCCCAGUCGAGACCAAACAGAAAUGAAUACCGCAGAGAUGAAGAUCAAUGACGGGAGGCCCGGUACGCUGUCCAUUCAUCGCUGUUUUUUUAUACCCACCUUGUACUGGAUUGGAUAUAAGGUUGAGGAAUCUAUAAGGGUAAGGAUUUAGUGGGACUUGUUAGCACACAUGUGUCGCCAAUUCAUGCCAAUCGAUAGUGUGUAAUGUUGUAUUUCCCAGUAAAUAGUCUAUAUUUCAAUAUUUCGACCAGGGUACCAACAUCGUAGCUAUGGGCGGCUAUCCACCUUACGUGGAUAGGAAAACGUAGUUUUUCUGGCAGCCAGUUGUUUGCAUUCGUCGCAAUCAAUGCCGUGUACGAGUUACAAGGUUAUAAAUGUUUUAAUAGAUAUGAAAACAACGGCUAGAAGUGAUAAUAUCUUAGGCAUUUUCCGAUGUCGCAGCUUUUUUCUUUUGGAAAUUAUCGAGCAAUUUCCAUCAAACCCAGACGUUUAUCUGAAACACUGUUUGCCAGUCACCAAAAUGUUGUUGUCCAUAACCAUUCUGCAAUUGAACUGGAAAUGGCUGUUCUGUGACCGGUUGAUGAGCUUAUUACCUCCCGCAAUCGUAGCCGAGAAACUGUUGCUAUUUUUACGUGGUGCUAUAGGUGUAGCAAAUGAAGCGCGUUUGUACAAGCCAUCGAUUACUAUGUGACGGGGGAUAAAUAUUUCGCAAUAUACGCGAUAAA